AUGAGCUUGAAACUAAGUUCAUCAAAUAAACAAGCUUUUGUCUGCACUUAUGUUAUGGCCUCUCAAUCUUGUCCUGAGAUUUUCAUGGCUAUUGUGUUUAUAACAACCGUGCUUUCGCUUGCGGCAUCCCGACAAAAUACAGUCGAAGACAGCUGCAAAUUCACAUCGACGAAAGAUUUAUGCGACACGGCAUUAUUUCCCGAUUCGUGUCACAAUAGCCUCACUAACUUACCUACUCGAAAUCUCCUUCGCACGAUCUUCGAGCGAUCGGCCCAUAAGGCGCUAACCGCAGUUUCGAAAGCUUCGUCCCAUUUUUCCACACGUGGAGCGAUAAGAAAACUCGUCGCGGAUAGAAUGCGUGUAGACGAAAAGCUAUCGAUUUCUGCGCUCAAAAGCUGCGCGACUCUUCUUUCGCUCGCGAUCGAAAACAUCAACGACUCGCUCUCGACGAGCAAACGAGCAUCGUUUUUUUCAUCUCGUGGGGCCCGCGUGGACGUAAUGACUUGGAUGAGUGCCGCGGGAACCGACCUCCGGACAUGCAUGGACGAAUUCCAAGGAUUUAGUCACGACGUGAAAAAGUUCGCACGCGAAGAAUUGGAUAAAUCGACCGAAUAUAUUAGCAAUAGUCUAGCCAUCGUGACUAGACUCGAUUCGUGUCUAGGUUCGACGAAAGUCGUCAAUUGGGUCGACGAGACGAAAAAUCUUCUCGAUGCGAACACGACCGAAAUAAAGAUCAAUUUAGUUGUCGCGCAAGAUAGCACGGGGAAUUUCACCGCGAUAAGCGAUGCAUUGAAAACCGUGCCCGACCGAAGUCUUAAUCGGUUCGUCAUAUACGUCAAGAAAGGGACUUACUACGAAAACGUGCGAGUCGAGAAGUCCCAGUGGAACGUUAUGAUGAUCGGCGAGGGAAUGGAGCAAACCGUGGUUUCGGGCAACUUGAGCUAUGCCGGUGGAACAAAGACGUUUAUGACCGCUACGUUCGCUGUCUUCGGCAGAGGAUUCGUGGCCCGACAAAUGGCCUUCCGAAACACGGCACCGGCCUCACAAGCUGUGGCCUUACUCUCGACCUCUGACAAAUCGGUCUUCUUCCAAUGCCUCGUCGAGAGCAAACAAGACACACUCUACGUGCACUCCAAACGACAAUUCUACCGCGAAUGCACCAUAAUCGGGACAAUGGACUUCAUAUUCGGAAACUCGGCUACCGUCAUCCAAACGAGCCUCAUACUCCUCAAGAACCCUUCCCCCGGACGAACAAACGUAAUAACGGCCCAAGGAAAAUCCGACCCGAACGAAAACACGGGCUUUUCGGUGCACAACUGCACGAUCCGAGCCGCCGGGGAAAAAGGUCUUGGUGGGGCCCACGCAUUUUUGGGGAGGCCGUGGAGGGAUUACUCGACGGUCGUUUUCAUGCAGACGUAUAUAGACGGGUCGGUCGACUCGGAAGGAUGGCUGGCAUGGGAUUCGACCCGGCCCGGCCCGAACACGGUUUUCUAUGGAGAAUAUGGUAAUUCGGGCCCGGGAGCGAAUACGAGUGGGAGGGUUAAGUGGGCUGGGGUGAAGGUUGAGCUCGGCGAGAGUGAAGCGGAGAAGUUUACGGUUGGUGGGCUUAUCGGGGGACAAGAAUGGCUGCCGGAAUCCGGUGUCCCUUUCGGGUUAGGCCUGCUUAAAGGAAAGAGUAAUGAGAAGUGA
Striga asiatica is the source of this 1689-nucleotide messenger RNA. NCBI's taxonomy places the organism in Eukaryota, Viridiplantae, Streptophyta, Magnoliopsida, Lamiales, Orobanchaceae. The record is from the annotation of a GenBank genome assembly.